This is a messenger RNA of Meloidogyne enterolobii, 2192 nucleotides long. The record is from the annotation of a GenBank genome assembly. NCBI's taxonomy places the organism in Eukaryota, Metazoa, Nematoda, Chromadorea, Rhabditida, Meloidogynidae.
UUUUUUUCAGAUUUAAAAAAAAAAAUUUUUAACUUCCUCAAAAUGUCAGAAGUUUGGAACCAUUUUUAUAUGGCCCCUAACGGUCUUUCAGUCAACUGCAAUCACUGCGGCAAAUUUAUGAAGCGUUCAGAUUCUUCAACAAAAUCAAUGUGGGGGCAUCUAAAAGCCUUCCAUUCCGACCUUGUCGGAGAAGAAACUUUUCGUCUUAAAAGAACCCGAAGAAUGAGAGGAGAAAACAACGGGGAUAGCAAGAAAAAAAGUAAAUCUUCGAGGCAGAAGAAGCCAAAAAUUGAAAAUUUGGAAAAUAAUACAGAAUGCCAAAAUUCGCAAAAUUCAAAUUCGAGUAGUUGUAGCAGCAAUAUAAGUGAAAAUAAUAGUUCUGAAGAGGAGGGGGAAGAAAAUAUAAAAAAUUCUGUUGGUUUUGAGUAUUGCAGUAGUGGGAAUAGUGGAAGCAAUACUCCUCUAUUUGCUGAAGGGAAGCGGCAAAUGAUUAAAGAAGAAGAAAAUGAGGAAGGAAAACACUUUGAAGUCAAUUCUGCUUUAGAAAGGGGUAAACAACCAAUGGGUACUGCCCUCUCUAUUCAGACACUUUUGAAGUUGGAAGAGAAUGAGGAUGGGAUGAAAUGUCCACAAAGUGUUGGGGAGAAUGCUGAACAGAAAUUUGAGUUAUCCCACCAACAACUUGUUCAACUUUCAACUCUACAAAAUCAACAAAAUUUGAUUAACAACCAAAAUCUUCUCUUUGGGUUACCCACAUCAAGUACUCCUUCAAUUACUUCCUCCCUUUCAUCCUCAUCUACCUCCCCGCCCAAUUUUCCUGUCCGAACAAUACCUUCAAAUAUUCAAAAAUCUCCUCCUAACACCCCUUCUCUUACAAAAUAUUCAACUGCUGCUUUAUUACAAAAUCAACAACAGCAAAAAGAAGGCAAAUUGUCCCCAGCACAUGGUUCUGAAGCCCCUCAACAAGCAAUUAAUAAUUUAAAUUUUGAAAUGACUCGACAACAAAAUUUGCCUUUUGACCCUCAGAUUCUUGCGAGGCUAGAAACUGCUGCUGCAAUAAACCAACUGUCACAAUUACAACAACUCGAAACUAGUGCAAUGCUUCAACAAUUACAGCAGAGAAGCAUACAAACAAAUGAACAACAUGUUUUGCAACAACAAACAUUAAACGAAAUGUUUGCCUUGUUUGCUUCUGAAGCAUUUCAACAACAGAAUCAGAAUUUUCCCUCAACAAACAUAAAUCAGAAUUUUCAACAACAACAAGCUUUUGCAACUUGGCUGUGUAAUUUAGAAUGGAUGGCAGCGGUGCAGAGAGCACAACAACAACAACAACAAACAUCAUUAAAACAAUCAGAACAAGAAAUAAACAAACAUUGUUUGGAUGAACAUGUUUUGAAUGGAAAUAAAAAUAAUUUAACAACAAAAACAUCCAAAACAAACAUUUCCCAACAAAACAUCUCUCAACAAAACAUCAAUUCUUCUUUACAAACAUUUCAACAACAACAAACAACAUCAGAAACAUUUGCUGCAGCAUUACAACAAGUUUUAUUUCCCCAAACACAAUUCGAACAACAAAUGAAUAAACAAUGUUUUUCUGAUUUAAAUAAACAUGCGACAACAACUAAAACACAUCAAAAACGCAAAAGCGGCCUCACUUCGGCUACACUUUUAGCUACACCAACGCCCUCAACAUCAGAACCUCCUUCUACCCCUCUUCAAGUCUUAGCUGAAACAGCAAGUUCGCUAAAUAAUAAAAUGUUUCCAAAUAUUUCUACAAACGACAGUCAACCUUCUCUACCCAAAGCUCCCCGUCAAGAAAAUUUUACUUUAAAACAGCAGCAAUUAAUUAAUGAACAUCAUUUGGCCGAAUCUUUAGCAGAAUCUUUGGUGCUGUAUGGAAUGCAUAGAAUUGCUAUGGAUUUACAACUCUCAUAUUCUGUACAGGCUAAUAAACAGGGAAAAGCUGAAUAUGCUUUUUACAAAAAUUCGGGAGGGAUCUCAACGUAAGGCUGAUUUUGAAAAAUGUUUUUAAGUGAUUAUUGGAGAAAAUCCUUAAUCAGGGCGCGGCAUCCCAACAAUAUCAAAUCAGUUACUCUAGUUUUUCAGCAACCUUUCCCACUCUUAAGUGUUUCUAAGGAUUACUUUACACUUUUUAGCUACUUUAUCUUAGUCUACUUUAUAAUUCUAUAUAC